CAGCAGACAGGUUUAACAGAGCGUAAUGGAGAUCAUCUAUAGAAAAAUUAAACUUGACGCCAAAAAGAAAACGGAACACUGAUUAUGUGAAACUUGUUGAUGAGAUGCUUUAAUAAUUCAGUUUUACAUUCAGGCAGCUGUUUGUACAGCUUUAGUUGGAUUGGGGGUGGGACCGAGUCUGGCUGUUUUACAACACCGUCUUUAGCUCCAUUUCUUGAAUAGGCCUCAGUUCUACUAAUUCUACUGAUUCGGCCUUGUAAUUCAUAUUAAAGUUUUAUUCUACAGUUUCGUUUUUUCCUGAGACUGAAAAAGAUUCUUUAUUUUCUCGCCGCUUAAUCAGUCAGCUUCUGGACCUGGUGUUGUCUGACAUUGGGUCCAGUUCGGCUGCAGUUUUACUUUAAAAAGGCUGUUCUUAUAAAGGAUAAGUAUAGAUUUCUGCUAAAAUCCAAUCAAACCAACGGACCCAACCUGGCUUAAAUGAGCAACUUUUAAAGGGGAUUCUGAAUUAAUCAGAACUCAGCCUAUUAAACAGGAUAAUAUGAUUUAAAUCUCAAAAUUUAUUUAUUAUUUUUCCCAGUUUCCAUAAGCAAUGCGACCCCUGCUGAUAAAUGCUACUGGGCCUAUCCCAGUUUACACCAGAACUGAAUACUUGACCUACGAAGAUCAGAACCAGUAGACGGACCUGACCUGGAACAGAAAGCCUCACCAGAUGUUUGUUUUCUCUCAGGUGAGGCGCCCACCUGUCCUGGUUCUUCUUCUGUGAUUCAGUCAUGGAGCUGGCGUAUGUGUGCGACUGGGAGAAGCGUCCGAAGAGCACCCACUGUCCGUCCAUCCCACUGGUGAGCUCCUGGUCCUGCAGGAACCUGGUGGCCUUCACCACCGACCUGAAGAACGACGAUGACGACACCAAAGAUGUCAGUCACAUGAUCCACAUCAUUGACACAGAGCAUCCGUGGGACGUAUUCUCCAUCAACUCUGGCCACAGUGAAGUCAUUUCCUGUCUGGAGUGGGACCAAUCAGGCUCCCGCCUGCUGUCGGCGGACGGCGACGGCAGGAUCCGGUGCUGGUCGAUGUCAGAGCACCUGGUGAACAGCUGGGAGAGCGCCCUGAGCAGCUCGGUGGACGGAGACCCCAUCGUGGCGCUGAGUUGGCUGCACAACGGCGUCAAGCUGGCGCUGCAUGUAGAGAUGUCUGGCUCCACCAACUUUGGAGAAAAGUUCUCGCGGGUCAAGUUCUCGCCGUCGCUGACGCUGUUCGGUGGGAAGCCGAUGGAAGGCUGGCUGGCGGUGACGGUCAGCGGCCUGGUGACGGUUUCGCUGCUGAAGCCGGGGGGCGCUCUGCUGACGGCCAGCGAGAGCCUGUGCCGUCUGCGGGGCCGUGUGGCGCUGGCCGACAUUGCCUUCACCGGCGGCGGGAACAUCGUGGUGGCGGCGACCGACGGCAGCAGCUCCUCACCGGUCCAAUUCUACAAGGUGGUGGUGAGCGUGGUGAGCGAGAAGUGCCGCAUCGACACAGAGCUGCUGCCGUCGCUCUUCCUGCGCUGCACCACCGACCCGCUGCGGAGGGACAAAUAUCCGGCCGUCACGCACCUCAAGUUCCUGACCCGGGAGAACUCCGAGCAGGUGCUGCUGUGCGCGUCCAAUCAGAGCGGCAGCAUCGUGGAGUGCUGGUCCCUCAGGAAGGAAGGACUUCCUGUCAACAACAUCUUCCAGCACCGCUCUCCAGUUGUGGGCGAGAAGCAGCCGACCAUCUUGAAGUGGCGCAUCCUGACGACCACCGGUGACCUGGAGCGCGUCUCCGCUGUGGCGCUGCCCAAGCUGCCCAUCUCCAUCUCCAACACUGACCUGAAGGUGGCAUCAGACACCAAGUUCUGCCCCGGCUUGGGUCUGGCCCUGGCAUUCCACGACGGUAGCAUCCAGAUCCUGCACCGCCUGUCCCUCCACACCAUGGGCGUGUUCUAUGGCGCUGCCCAGCGGCCCGGGGACGACGCUGCCAUCAAGCGCCCGCGUACCACUGGCCCCGCCCUCCACUUCAAGGCGCUGCAGUUCUCCUGGACCUCGCUGGCGCUGGCCGGGGUGGACGGCCACGGAAAGCUCCACAUGCUGCGCGUGUCGCCCUCUAUGGGCCAGGUGCUGGACAUGAACACCACACUGCGACACCUGCUGUUCCUGCUGGAGUACUGCAUGGUGACAGGCUAUGACUGGUGGGAUGUGCUGCUGCACGUGCAGCCCAGCAUGGUGCACAACCUGGUGGAGAAGCUGCAUGAGGAGUACAUGCGGCAGAACCAGGCACUGCAGCAGGUUCUGGCCACGCGCAUCGUAGCCGUCAAGGCGUCUCUCUGCAAACUCUCCACGGCGACGGCAGCGCGGGCGUGCGACUUUCACGCCAAGUUGCUGCUCAUCGCUAUCAGCUCCACCCUGAAGUCCCUGCUACGUCCACACGUCCUCAACACGCCGGACAAGAGUCCAGGCGACCGGCUGACUGAGAUCUGCGCCAAGAACACCGACACAGACAUCGAUAAGGUGAUGAUCAACCUGAAGACAGAGGAGUUCGUCCUGGACGGCCCCCCCCUGCAGUCCCUGCAGCAGCUCAUCCAGUGGGUGGGAGACUUCGUCCUCUACCUGCUGGCCAACCUGCCCAACCAGGUGAGCCAGGGCUCGGCGGUGCGGCCUGGGUUCGGCUUCAUGAGAGACGGGGCGUCGCUGGGAAUGCUGCGGGAGAUGCUGGUGAUGAUCCGGAUCUGGGGCCUGCUGAAGCCCGGCUGCCUGCCCACCUUCACCGCCAUGUCGGACAACCAGGACAGCAUGCAGCUGCUGUUCCGGCUGCUCACCAAGCUGUGGCUGUGCUCGCGGGACGACGGCCCCCCCCAGGAACCCGACGAGAGCCUGAUAGACGAGUGCUGCCUGCUGCCCAGUCAGCUGCUGGUUCCCAGUAUGGACUGGCUCCCAGUGAACGACGGCAUCAUCGUGAAGCUGCAAGGGAAGCUGCCGCUGCGGCUGCAGUUUGGGAAAGCCUCGUCGCUGCAGGGGGUGGGAGUCUCCGCCCCCCUGGAUGUGUUCACCAGGAGUCCUGGAGCUCAGAAGAUGGACAACCUGCGCUGCAUUCACAUGGGUGUCAGCCCCACCGAGGAGAGCAAGGCCUGCACUAGGUGUGGCUGCGUGACAAUGCUUCGCUCCCCCAACAAGACGAACGCCAUGAAGCAGUGGGAGCAGCGCUGGAUCAAGAACUGCCUGUGUGGAGGUCUGUGGAGGAGGAUGCCGCCCACCUUCACCUGAACGCACCUGGCCAGGCGUGGCCAGGUAGCCAUGAAGAUGUCUGAAGGAAGCUCCUGCUUCCUCUGUUUGCUGCAGAGAGGCUGCAGCGCCCCCUGUAUUCUGUAAAUAAAACCUGUUUUCUAAUAAAAGCAUCAAACUUCUUCAGCUCCGUCAUCUCAGUGAAGGUUAGGAACGCAGCCAUGCUAGCAGCAGGCGCCAUGCUACUAGCAACAGGGUCUACUAUAUCUAGCAAUGGGGUUAGGCCACCUAGAAAUGUGGUUAGCUGCCUAGCAACAUUGUCUAUCACCUAGCAACGGGCUUAUACACCUAGCAACAGGUCAACCAAACUUAUCAAUGGGGCUAGCCACCUAGCAACAGAGUUGACCACCUAGCAACGACUUACAACACCUGGCAACGGGGUCAAUUACCAGAAUCUACUCCUCCCACUCAAGAGUUCUGCUGUAAGCAGGUCAGCUGGUUCUGGUCCAGAUGAGGCAUCAGACUAGUGUUCCAUAGACUUCCAUAUAAAGCCCAACCCAGCCAACAGGUGGGGGAACCUGGACCACCAUCUUAGAACCACAGACGGAACCAAUACAGAUCUGUUCAGAGCACCAACAGAACCGGGCCGGUCCACACAGAAAGAACUCAACUGGGGGUUUGGGUCAGAACCACCAGAACCGUCAUGUUCUGCUGAUCAGCUGCAGUGUUUCACGGAACAGACGGGGGGCGCUCUUUCUCCUCUCUCUUUUCUGUCUCUUUUCUCUCCCACCCGCACGCGCAGCUCGCCCCCGCCGCGCCGCCGCAUCGCCCGCAGACAGAAAGACGUUCACGGAUCUGCGGAAGCUGCAGAGGAACGUUGUCCGAACCAGAGCCGGAUGGGUUUGGAUCGGAACCAGAGCCAGCAGCAGCCGAACUAACUGGACCGCAGCCAGCAGCUCUGCGGGAACGUACGGUACCGGGAGAGAGACAACCUGAACAGGUCCGGGAUCUAAGGUGAGACCGAACCGUUCUGCUGCGUGCACACGUGUGUUUAUCUGUGCAUGUGCACGCGCUGCAAGCAGAACGUUCCUGGUCCAGAUGAACCGGUUUGCAGGAACACCUGUCUCACCUGCCUGUCUGCCUGUCCGGACGGGUUCUGGGUUCUGAUUGGUCGGAGUGUCGUAGCGCGGGGGAGGAUGAGGAUGAUGAAGCCUCCCGCUCCCUUCGUGUCUAGCUCAGUGAUUACUGAUUGGAUCUGUCCUGCAGAAUCUCUGACCCGGUCCACAGCGCCGCUGAUCCAGAACCAGUGUGGUUGCGGCCGAUCUCACCAGAUCAAACAGUUGAAGGUGGGACCGACGCGGUCCGGUUGGGUCCGGUCUAAACACACAAAGAAGCUGUAGCA
Molecule: messenger RNA, 4635 nt
Organism: Poecilia latipinna (sailfin molly)
Lineage: Eukaryota; Metazoa; Chordata; Actinopteri; Cyprinodontiformes; Poeciliidae
Gene: med16
Product: mediator complex subunit 16
Exons: 16
Coding region: 771-3275 (834 amino acids)
Biological process (GO): positive regulation of DNA-templated transcription
Cellular component (GO): mediator complex
Molecular function (GO): protein binding
Source: RefSeq, a predicted model, not a curated record